Messenger RNA from Acytostelium subglobosum LB1, 1455 nucleotides. RefSeq lists its product as hypothetical. The annotation marks the transcript as partial. NCBI's taxonomy places the organism in Eukaryota, Evosea, Eumycetozoa, Acytosteliales, Acytosteliaceae. The record is from RefSeq and is a predicted model, not a curated record. Gene Ontology annotation, molecular function: iron ion binding; L-ascorbic acid binding; oxidoreductase activity, acting on paired donors, with incorporation or reduction of molecular oxygen. The transcript has 2 exons.
AUGAUGAUUGCGACACAGGAAGAGGUUGUACACUUUGUCAGCUUGGGCUAUGGAGAGCUCAGGCUGGCAAAGAAGUAUGCUACCAAGCAGAUAUUGGAGAGAUUGUUCCAGACUGAGGGUGGACUUAUAAUGGUCGACCCAAAUGGUGAUGAGGUUGUACCUCAUCCCAUUGUAUCAGACAACAACAACAACAAUCUCAACAAUAUCAACAACAUCAGCUUUACCCGCAAUGUUACAAUCAAUGACGACAACAACCUGGACAAUGAUUAUGAUUAUGGUGGCAGUGGCAGUGGAGCAAGUGGCAGUCGCAGUGGCAGCAGCAGUGGAUCAGAUGAGCUAUACGAGAUUGAUAGCUCAAAGACAUAUACUAUCGUGUCAGAGAUCGACCUGCUGUCUGAUACAGAGGACGACGGUGAUGAUGAUUUGGACGACGAGCAAGACUUUGAGAAUGAGCACGAUUGUGAGCACAACCAUGAUGACGAUGACGAUGAAGAGAGUGUAGAGCUCGAGUGUGACGACCUGGCCGACACCAACGACUCCAACGCCGACGACAUCAUCAAGACAACUACCCAACCCGAGCAAGCAGACGACCAACACGAACAAUCAAUCAUUCACAGCAACCACAAUCACACUCACAAUCACAACAACAAUCACAACAACAAUCACAAUCACAAUCACAAUGAUCAAUGCCCCGACGACUGCACAGACAAUGGACAUCAACAACAAAUUCAGAAGCUGUUGCGCAUGCGCGAGGAAAGGAUCAAUUUGAUCAAGACCAACUACCGUCCACUUCACCCAGAGCUGUUUACAUUCACCGAGGACUUCCUGGAUGAGGCCUUCCUUGGCGCAUCCCGUGAAUACUCAAAGACCCAAGACCCUGCAUCCCUCUUCACAGCCAUCACCAAGCUCACAGACACUGGAAUCUACUCACUAAAGGUCUUCAAGGAGGACUUCUGUCUGAAGUUGUUAAACGAAAUAGAUAACUUUAGAAACAGCGGCCUGCCUACGGCCAGACCAAACUCAAUGAACAACUACGGCGUUAUCCUGGACGAGAUUGGCUUCACAUCGUUCUUUACUCAGUUCCGCGACCAAUAUCUGCGUCCAUUCACCUCGGUCCUCUACCCAAGAUACAACGGCGCCGAGCUGGACAGUCACCACGCAUUCAUCGUACAGUACAAGAUUGACAAGGACAAGGAGCUGGGCUUCCACUACGACGAGUCGGACGUCACGCUGAAUCUGUGUCUCGGUCGCCAGUUUACUGGCGGCUCACUGUACUUCCGUGGCAUCCUGGACCAGCCCGACACCCACCAAGAGUACUUUGAGUUCCAGCACAAGCCUGGCACUGCACUGCUUCACGUUGGAUCCCACCGUCAUGGUGCCAAUGGACUGACUAGUGGCGAGAGGUCGAACCUCAUCAUGUGGUUAAAGAAGACCUCUGGCAACUCAAACAUCUAU